GUGUCUCCCCUCUCCUCUCCUCUCAUCUCAUCUCAUCUCCAAGGCUGGUCUUUAUUGGGGUUGCUGCUAGCUAGCUGCAGCUUCCUACCUCCAUCCAUCCAUUCAUCUUCUUCUUGCAUUAAACUGCAGCUGCUGGGAGAAGAGAGGAGAGGAGAGGUGGUUGGCCUCACCUGUUCUUGGACUCUUAAUUGCAUGCAGCUGCUGCUGCUGUGAUCUCUUCUCCUUUUCUUCCCUGUCAUCUGUGAGCUUUUGCUUCCAAUCAACACUCCUUUUUGUGGUGAGACGAGGAGCUGAGCUUCAGCUGCUGCUGUACGAGCGCAAAAGCUCAGCUCAAGAACAGAUAGAGGCAUCAGCAGCAGCAAGAUCGAGAGGAUAACAAGAGAUCUCGUGAUAGUACUUACGUUUCGUUGCUCGAUCUUUUUUUCGCCAUGGAUUGGGACGCCAAGAUGCCUUCCUGGGACCUCGGCACGGUGGUCGGCCCGAGCGGUGGCGGUGGCGGUGGCGGAGGAGGAGGCGGCGCGCUUGACCUCAAGCUCGGCGCGCCGACGAGCUGGAAGACGACGACGACGGUGUCUGCUGCGUCGGCUGCUCCGGCGGCGGUGGCGCCACCGCCGCCGCCGCCGGCGUCGUCGUCGUCUUCCGCGGCGGCGGCGGGGAAGCGGGCGCGGGCGGGGCAGGGGCAGCAGGCGGCGGUGCCGGCGUGCUCGGUGGAGGGGUGCGCCGCCGACCUGUCCAAGUGCGUCCGCGACUACCACCGGCGGCACAAGGUGUGCGAGGCGCACUCCAAGACGGCCGUCGUCACCGUCGCCGGCCAGCAGCAGCGCUUCUGCCAACAGUGCAGCAGGUUUCAUUUGCUCGGGGAGUUCGAUGAGGAGAAGAGGAGCUGCAGGAAGCGGCUCGACGGGCACAACAAGCGGCGUCGGAAGCCGCAGCCUGAUCCUCUCAACCCCGGCAACCUUUUCGCCAAUCACCACGGAGCGGCAAGAUUCACCUCGUACCCGCAGAUCUUCUCGACGGCGGCGUCCAUGUCGCCGCAGGAGACGAAGUGGCCGGCGAACGUGGUCAAGACGGAGGCCGCCGACGUGUUCCAAGAGCCGUACUACCACGCCCUCCACCUCAACGGCGCCGGCGCCGCCGCGGCCGCCUCCAUCUUCCACCACGGCGGCAACAAGGCGAGGAAGCACCACUUCCCUUUCCUGACGGCCGACCACGGCGGCGGCGCCGCCGCGGCGUCGCCGUUGUUCGGGUGCCAGCCGUUCACCAUCACGCCUUCCUCGGAGAGCAGGAGCAGCAGCAGCAGCCGGCACAGCAACGGCAAGAUGUUCGCCCACGACGGGGGUCUGGACAACUGUGCUCUCUCUCUUCUGUCAGACAACCCCACACCCACGGCGCAGAUCACCAUCCCACAGCCUCUCUUCGCCGGCGGCGGGCAGUACGGCGGCGGCGGCGGCGGCGACGUGUCGCUCACCGGCCUGUCCUACGUCAGAAUGGCCGGCAAGGACACGUCCAUCUUGGCAAAAUCUGCCACUACCACUGCUACUACUGCUACUACUCCUACUACCACAAGUGCACAGCUGCAAUACCAUGGCUACUACCACCACCAUGUCAGCGCCGAUCAGGGUAGCUCCGAUGCUGCAAUCCAGGCUCUUCCUUUCUCAUCGUGGUAGUGGAGAUUCCGGGUUCCGAUUUCGAUCUCAGCGAGGCCCUGUUCUUGAGCUGAAUUCCUGAUAGAUCAGAUGCUAGGGAGAUGGUAAUGUUGUUCAACAAAAUAUGUCAGUGAUAAUAGUUGUAUUAUCUUGGUGAUACUGAAAAAUAUUCACCACGAUAUGCACAUUUUCCAACUUUGCCUGGUAUUUCCAGUUUAUGGGAAAUACCCCCAAGCCAGCUUAUGAUUCACAAUUGCAUUAUUAGAACUAGUGCUAUUAUUUUUGGAGGGUUAUUGACUUGUACUGUAGUGGUACAGCUUUUGUUGUGUGUACAUUUGGCUAUCCACUUGAUUGGUGUAGGGGCUAGUUCAGCAGGAACUAGACAUAAGUUAACUGUACUUGAAUAGUCAAAUUAGCCUCAAAAGCUGGAGGAUUACUGAUUAUUUCUAA
This is a messenger RNA of Oryza sativa Japonica Group (Japanese rice), 2096 nucleotides long. The record is from RefSeq and is a predicted model, not a curated record. NCBI's taxonomy places the organism in Eukaryota, Viridiplantae, Streptophyta, Magnoliopsida, Poales, Poaceae.